Diachasma alloeum is the source of this 480-nucleotide messenger RNA. It is a transcript of the gene Muted, whose product is annotated as biogenesis of lysosome-related organelles complex 1 subunit 5. The coding region runs from base 2 to 460 and encodes 152 amino acids. Lineage: Eukaryota; Metazoa; Arthropoda; Insecta; Hymenoptera; Braconidae. Gene Ontology annotation, cellular component: BLOC-1 complex; transport vesicle. The transcript has 4 exons. The record is from RefSeq and is a predicted model, not a curated record.
CAUGGCGGCAGUGAUAAAAGACAUUGGCGAAAUUUGGAGCAGACUGUUUGUCCAUCGUCCCUUUGUAAAUGGUGAAAUCUCGUAUUUUGUUCGUGAAUUUGAGGAGAAGAGGGGUGACAGAGAAGUAGAGAGAUUGUUCAAAAUCCUUGAGUACUCGACUGAACUUGGACAGAGUCAGAUCGACAGGGCUGAACAGCUUGGUGACUGUCACCUCCACAGCUUGAAAGCUAAUACAGACGUUGCACUGAGUAUGUGCGAUAGAAUCCUUCGGAGAGAGGAGAACUUUGACACUGAAAUCCAGCUAUCUGAAAACCGAGCAAUUAGAAAAGAGGACUGGAAGAAGUUCAUCAAUGAUAUGAGCAUCCGUUGUACUAAAGUGGACGAGACAUUCACCGAGAAGGAGAAGGAACUUCGAGAAUUCUACAUUGAUCUCGAGAAGAAGCUCCACAUCACCCCAUAAGAGCCCAAACCCCCUAACUA